This is a messenger RNA of Lathyrus oleraceus (garden pea), 3524 nucleotides long. RefSeq names its product probable E3 ubiquitin-protein ligase RHG1A. NCBI's taxonomy places the organism in Eukaryota, Viridiplantae, Streptophyta, Magnoliopsida, Fabales, Fabaceae. The coding region runs from base 1593 to 3293 and encodes 566 amino acids. The transcript is spliced from 9 exons. Gene Ontology annotation, molecular function: ubiquitin protein ligase activity. The record is from RefSeq and is a predicted model, not a curated record.
AGAAUUUCUUCUCAUCCUCUUGUUUUCUUUUUACAUUUCUUAUUGCUCUGAACAACCGCUUUAUUUCAUUGUCUCUUCUUCCAUCAAACCCCUCACACCAUCAUUUCUUCCUCAUUUUCUCUCUCAUCUUCCGUCUUCCAGAUCGUUACUCAACCCCUGCCGCCUAAUCACCGAUUCGUAAGCCACUUUUAUAUUCCCUUUUCUCUCUAUAACUUCGCACGAUCAUCACAGGAUUUUCGUUUUUUUUUAUCAUCACGCGGUUUUGAUUUCUUCCUUGUUUUUGGUUUCUUGUUGCUGUUCUGUUGGUGUGUUGUACAUCAUCUGCAUGCACUGGUGAGAUGAUUUAUUAGCUUGAUGACACUCUGCAGUUAUGGAGUGGUAAGCCCACUUUCAUAUAGGAUGAAGAAAGAAUACUGUACCAAAGAAUCUCUGUUUAUUGGAAGAUUGUAUAGGCCUCGUUAAUCUGGAAUGUGUCCUUUAGAUCAUUGUCCUCUAGUAUCCAUCUUCUGAGAUUGGAUGCUUGUUUGGCAUGAAAUGGCCUAGCAAUUAUGUUGAAGAUAUUGGCCAUAGAUUUCUUGACUUCCAAGGUCUAGUGAUGCAGGAUAUUGAUUUGGGUUGUUACAGGAGUUUUAAGGAGGGUCAUGGAUUUCACACAUAUCAUUGUUCUAGUUGGUGCACUGAGGUUCUAGGAUAUGGAGGUUCAAGGUUGGUAAACCUCAAUAAUAUCUGCCCUGUUACACGUAAAUGCUCUAGUCAAUAUCAUCUUGUUCUCUUAGUUUGGGAUCUUCUUUGGAGAUGGUGCCACUUAGUGGGGUUGGGUAUAAUGAGUUUAGCUGCAAAUUGUACAGUUUUGAUAGCACUCACAGUAGUCAAGUAUGCACUACGGUUAUGCAGACUUCAAAUUUGAACCUUUAGUGCAUACCAUUGAUGGUGACUGCUGUAGUACUUCACAUCCACUCCUAACACUGACCGCCCUUUAUAUUGGAUCAGUUUCUGAUUUUGCUAAUAGUCGGUUCUCCAAUAAUUCAACGACCCAUGAUUUGGAUUUGUUUAGUGCUGAAUGAUGCUAUAUUUUGGAUUUGAAGCUUAGUUUGCCGGCAUGGGAGAUGGCUUGAUAAGCAUGAGCUGGUCAUAAUCUUCAUUUAUGAUUCCUAAAGGUUGUGGAAUGAGUGAAACUAGUGUCAAGGGGUUGAUAGUCUAACCAGAUUGGAGGUCCUUCAUCCUCUUGCUUUGCCAAUAUAUGAGGGGGGUGCAAAACAUCUCUCCUGCAUUCAAAGCACACAAUCCUAAUUUAGAAUUAUCCUGCCUUACCGUGGGCAAUGAUUGGUCUUAAGAGGACAAAAACUCGGGUUUUAUUAUGAAGAGCAUUUAUUAGACUUGGAUAUGGGUGACAUGUUUUGAUUGUUGAUUUUCUGGUAAAUGGAAAAUUUUCACAAGGAGAAAGCCAUACUACUUUAUUUGAAGCUUUUCCAUCCUUUUUGUGUAAAGCCACUAUGCCACAGGAUCAUAUAUCUUGAAAAAUGAACAUAAGUUGAACUAAUUGUAUAUCUGACUCAAUACUCUAUUGACUCUUGGGGUUGCAAGUGACAGUUAUGGGGCAUAGACAUGUAUAUAAUGCAUCAUCUCCAAUGUUUGAGGGUGAAGCUGACCAGAAUUGGAAUCACAUGCAUACUGAUCAACAUCAUGUGAACCACGAGGGGACUAGCUCUUCAGAGAAUGGUUCUUUUAUUUAUCCUGCGGAAAAUAUAUCUAUAGAUAAUAUUUAUUUCCCCUCUCAUUGGAACUCCAACACAAGAUCAAAUGGAUAUGCAUCCUCAGGCCCCAGCAUUGAAGUGCCUCCUCCACAUCCUCCUCCUCCUCCUCCACCACCUCUUCCUCAGCAAUUGGACACACCAGGCACUUCUAACGAUCAUUUUAUGCAUACAUCUAAUGCUGGACCUUUCUUUGCAGUAUCUGAAAAUUAUGUACACCCGCCUCCGUCUUCUUCCAAUUAUGACAGACAUGCAUUUCAUGUUGAUAGUGGUUUUAUUGAUCUUACAAUGGGAAGUGGACGGGGGCAUCACAAGAGGAAGAGCCCUGGAAUUCCUUCAGUUUACGAGAGAGGCAGUUCAAGUGGAUAUUUCAAUGCUGGGAGCUCAACCGAUCUUCCUACACCUCCAGAAUCAUGGCCAGAGAAACCAAAUAUGAAUUCUCAAUAUAUGCCCUGGGAUCAUGUUGCUAUGACACCCACAUUCAGAGGUGCUGGCCUCUCAAUGAAGGGUGAGAGCUCUGUACGGAAUGUAAGGAGCCGUUCUGCACUUGAUCUGGAAUCCAACCUGUCUAGGACCCAUUUACCAAUUAACCAUUCACUCAACUCGUACCUUACUGCCUCACCAUUCGGCCAUUGUAGCUUGGCGGAUCUUUCAGCUCAGGUUACUACCCCUUUGACAAGGGAUUGGAGCCAAAUGAAUGUAACUCCUGCUAAUGGAAGAGUGUUAUUACCAGAUGCUAGUACUUCUGGUCUUGAGACAAGUCACUUCCCUGUUGGAAAUGCUGCUACUGCUUCUAGUAAUGCUCCUGCAGAUGUUGGAAGCUUCCAUCAUGAAUUUGGUACAAGCAGAAAUCCUACUACUGCUCAAAGUUUUCAAAAUUUGACUCAACCUGCUAGGGGAACUCGAAGUAAUUACUCUCAGAGAUCCACUCCAGCUUUCAGGGCUUCUUCAAACUUGCGCAUGUCCCAUGCGGUACCUUCAGAUAAUGGACUGCCUAUGGUAGCUGAAGGUUACUCUUCUAGACAUCCAAGGCCGUUGACCACUGUUGGCUGGCGGAACGGUGACAGAAAUGGAAGGUCUAGAAUUUCGAGUGAAAGAUAUAGAUCGUUGGCUGAUGAGGCUGGGCUCCAUGCUAGAUUUUCCUCUGAGGUACCGGGCUUCAUGAUUGUUGAGCGUGCUUCACUGUAUGGCUCUAGGAAUAUACUUGAUCAGCACAGAGACAUGAGAAUGGACGUAGAUAACAUGAGCUAUGAGGAACUUCUUGCACUUGGGGAGAGGAUUGGCCAGGUGAACACAGGAUUGUCUGAGGAUGUGCUUUCCAAGUGUUUGACAGAAACAAUAUAUUGUUCAUCUGACCAAUGCCAGGAUGAAGGAAGCUGUGUGAUCUGUCUGGAAGAGUACAAGAAUAUGGACGAUGUUGGGACACUUAAAACUUGUGGACAUGACUAUCAUGUGAGCUGCAUUAAAAAGUGGUUAUCUAUGAAGAAACUAUGUCCUAUCUGCAAAUCUUCUGUUUUGCCUGAGGAUAAGAAGGAUAAAUAACUAAAACUUUAGUAUUUAUUAAUCAAUCUCCUUUGUAUAUAUAUUUAGAAAUCCUCCAAAGCAGAGGAAACAGACUAUAGCUUUGGAAAUGUCUUGACAAGAAUGCUACUUCAUGUCAAUUUGUUUGGCUUCGAUGUCAAUUUAGUGAAGCCUGGAAAUUAUUAUGUGGAUUUGAAGCAGUUCUGGAUUGCUUCUAUUUUUAAAUAACAAAUAUCAAUAGUUUUUUUUUAA